AUGGCACCAACGAAGCAGGAGCUAUCCCUGCUCAUAAACCCCCUCGUCCCCGAGGCCGUCCAGCACAACUACCGCGUCCUCUCCUCCCUCCACAGUCUAACAGCCUUCCUCCUCGGCCUGUCAGCAGGCAUCCUCGCCCUCCAAUCAACAGCCGGCUUCGCCUUCUACUUCGGCGGCACAGUCCUGGUCUCCGGUCUCUUUCACCUAUUCCUAAUCCAGCGCUCCGGCGGCGCCGGUGCAGGUGCUUUCUUCCCCGGUAAUGGCGGCGAGAUCGAGGGAUCCGUUACGAUGGCGAAGAAUGGUAUUGUCAGUAUGCAGUUGGAUGGGAAGAAGGGCGGGUAUAUCCUGAGGAACGGCGCUUGGAGGGAUGUGUGGUUUGGGGGUGGUGUUGUUAGUGAGGCGCUGAGUGGGUUUGUGCUUGGGUGGGCCGGUGUUGGUGGUGUUUUGCGGUGA
This is a messenger RNA of Penicillium cinerascens, 453 nucleotides long. Its product is annotated as EMC6 family protein. Gene Ontology annotation, cellular component: membrane; EMC complex; endoplasmic reticulum. Gene Ontology annotation, biological process: autophagosome assembly; protein folding in endoplasmic reticulum. Bases 1 to 453 code for a protein of 150 amino acids. The transcript is spliced from 2 exons. The record is from RefSeq and is a predicted model, not a curated record. Lineage: Eukaryota; Fungi; Ascomycota; Eurotiomycetes; Eurotiales; Aspergillaceae.